Molecule: messenger RNA, 1914 nt
Organism: Nicotiana tabacum (common tobacco)
Lineage: Eukaryota; Viridiplantae; Streptophyta; Magnoliopsida; Solanales; Solanaceae
Product: putative WD repeat-containing protein C2A9.03
Molecular function (GO): protein binding
Source: RefSeq, a predicted model, not a curated record
UUUUGGUUAUAAGUACCAGCUCAGCUCUCUCCAAAUUUCGCCGUUUUGCAAACAGCGUUUCUCAAAAGAUUUCCAGAAGUUUCAAUUCAUCUUUCUCCUUUCUCCCAAAAACUCCUUUUUCAUCAUUUCUCAAUCUCCGACACCAGAGAAUUUUUCCGGCGUUGAAGCGGUUACUUCUCCGUUUAUUUCACGUAAAAAUCUCUCAGCUUCCCUUUCUUUCAAGGAUAAUGGCUCACUCUCAAAACCAGGAGUUAGAGUAUAUGGUGGAUGAGUACUAUGACACUACUGAUUUUGAUGACAGUACUUUCGCGGAUGAAUCUCCACGAAGUACUGAUGUUGAUGACUCUUUAGACUCCGAUUUUGAGGAUGAUUUCGAAGUGAGUAAGUCAAAGACUGAUACAUCAGCUGUAGAAGCUAGAAAUGGCAAGGAUAUACAAGGAAUUCCAUGGGAAAGGCUUAAUUUUACAAGAGAUAAGUACCGUGAGAUGAGGUUGAAGCAGUAUAAGAACUACGAGAACCUCCCCCGCUCUCGUGAAGAUCUUGAAAAGGAGUGCAAGGAAGUAGGAAAAGGACACAGCUUCUACGACUUCCAGUUCAAUACAAGGCUCGUCAAAUCCACUAUUGUGCACUUUCAGUUGAGGAAUCUCUUGUGGUCUACAUCAAAACAUGAUGUGUAUCUGAUGCAAAACUACUCCGUGAUGCACUGGUCCUCACUUCUCAGGAGGGGAAAAGAAGUGCUAAAUGUUGCUAAGCCAUUGGUGCCCACUAUGAAAUACCCUGGAUCAGUGUCUCAAACACUUUCUCGUGUGCAAAUCAGCACUUUGGCUGUCAGAGAUGGUUUAAUGGCUGCUGGUGGUUUCCAAGGGGAGCUUAUCUGUAAGUAUCUACACCAUCCUGAAGUGGCAUUCAGUACAAAAAUAAGUAACGAAGAGAAUGCUAUAACUAAUGCUGUGGAUAUUUGUUAUAGUCCUAUUGGCUCGAUGAGGAUAAUCACUGCUAAUAAUGAUCAGCAAGUCAGAGUUUUUGAUGCAAAAAACUUCGCUUGCACCAGUCGUUAUACAUUCCCUUGGUCUGUUAAUAACACCUCUGUUAGCCCAGAUGGUAAACUACUUGCUGUCCUUGGUGAUAGUCCAGAAUGUCUAAUUGCUGAUGGUCAAAGCGGGAAGGUUGUCAGCAACCUAAAAGGUCACCUAGACUAUUCAUUUGCAUCAUCUUGGCACCCGAAUGGAACAAUUUUGGCAACUGGUAACCAAGACACAACUUGCAGAUUGUGGGAUAUAAGGAACACAUCACAGUCUAUAGCAGUACUCAGGGGAAGGAUGGGUGCUAUCCGUGCAAUCAAGUUCACAUCAGAUGGUCGCUUCAUGGCCAUGGCUGAGCCAGCUGAUUUUGUCCACAUUUUCGAUACACAAUCUGAUUAUGGCGCCUGUCAAGAGAUUGAUUUGUUUGGCGAGAUUGCUGGGAUAUCCUUCAGCCCUGAUACUGAAGCUCUCUUUAUUGGAGUGGCCGACCGAACCUAUGGAAGCUUGUUGGAGUUUAACCGUAAACGUUGUCACCACUACCUUGAUUAUGUUUUGUAGUGAAAGGCGCCUGACCUUGUGGUUUAAUUUAGGGCAUCUGCUUGUUUGGUGUAUAGUUUGCCGGCCUUCUAUGACGAUGAUCAGAAGGCAGGCACCUCUAGGAUUUGGAUAACUAGUGCGAUCUGGAAAGAGCUAUGAUGACGUUCCAGUGGCUGGCUUUCUAGGGACUGUAUCUGCGGGAGUAUAUUAUUUAAGCUUGCAGAAGGAGGAAGAUUUUGCAGUAGUAAAUGCAAAUCGCAGUGGAUUUGUAUAUCAGAACGAAUUAAGUGGUCAAAUACUUUUGUUAAUGACCGAUUUUACCACAAUUAAAGUGUGUUCGCUUUCGCUUUGCUUU